AUGGCCGGCUGGACCAGAGAGAGUCUUCUCUCUCAUCUCUCGUACGGACAUCUCGUCGAGCAGGAGGCCGUCGUCCCGUCUCUUCUUCCUCGCCGGCUAGACAUCAAACACAGAGCUGCAUCUGCUUCGUCCCUCGAGUCCCUCCCUCUCGAGAUCCUCCAUCUCAUCUGCGAAAAGGCCGACCUUCUCUCGCUCCUACGCCUCUCCCGCACCUCCAUCCGCGCCAGAGAAGCCAUCACCUCGUUCCCAGCGUUCGCCUUCCUGCUCGCCCACGCCUCCUCGACCCUGAAAGCGCUCAGCCAGACCAACCUGCUCCCGUACCACGCCUGCAUCGACAUCUACGCUGCCCUGCGCAGCCGGACAUGCGCAUCCUGCCAUGCAGCACCGGGAAUCUACUUCUUCCUGCUAGACUGUCAGCGCGUCUGCUUCAGCUGUCUGCGCAUCAACCCCGCGCUAUGGAUAAUACCCCUCCCCUUCGCAAGGCGGUGCUUCAAGCUAGACCUUGACUACUCUACGUCCAGCGCCAGCCUCCUCCAGAUUCCGAUACUACAAGUUCGUGGCAAGGAGGCAUGCACAUCCGUCCAAAGCGCAAGAUGGCUCGCUACAUCUAUCCACGGAUCGAUGGAGGAAGUCUACCGUCUCCAGGCUGAGGGUGGAAUGCACGCCUCGUCGCUGAUGGAGGGAUAUCUGAUGCAAUUCCUGCGUGAUGCGCCGUUACAGCCCUUCACCCCCUUCAUGCUAUCCUCUACCGGAUGGUGGGAGGAGUUGUCGGAUUAUUACUCGACGAUGCUUGAUGACCUGUGCAUUACGUCUAGAGGCUGUGUGGCUUCGUCGCUGUCGGUGUCUGAUGGAACGACGACGACAGCAUCGGUAGAUCAGACGGAUCCACCACGUGCUGUUUCGAUGUGA
Microsporum canis CBS 113480 is the source of this 909-nucleotide messenger RNA. RefSeq lists its product as hypothetical. Bases 1 to 909 code for a protein of 302 amino acids. Gene Ontology annotation, molecular function: protein binding. The record is from RefSeq and is a predicted model, not a curated record. The transcript has a single exon. NCBI's taxonomy places the organism in Eukaryota, Fungi, Ascomycota, Eurotiomycetes, Onygenales, Arthrodermataceae.